AUGGGAGAUAUGAUCAAUUGCACGAGAUUUCUCUGUCGAGCUGAUGAUUUAGUUCCAUUACCAGCAGAACCAGUAGAUAUACCUCGAAUUCCCCUUAUUUCACUUGCAUAUCGUGUUGGAAGUCUUUUGGAUGCGUUCGGUGAGAAAACAAAUGAACAACAUGUGAUGAGCGCUCUUCAAGCAGUGGUUCGCCAAUGGAAACAAUACGAAAUACCUGUUGAUAUAUGUGACUUUACAUCGUAUCCGAAAUUAGAUGUCUUUCCAGCUAAAUAUGUCAUCUUUCUUGAGUUGAUCGAGGAUGAAGAACGAAAAAUUGAUGCACAACAACUUCAAUUUCUUCAAAAUACGCUUAGUUCAGAAGUCGAACAACAGCUUUGCAAAGCAAAUGAAUAUUAUAAAGAUUAUCGAAGUGCAUCAAAACUGGAUCCUAUUGCUUGUAUACUUGUUCGCAAAGGAACAUUCUCAACUUUCAUGCUCAGUGCAGCAGCUAAAGAGGUUUUUGAUGCCAAGUACAAAUCACAAAGAAUUGAAGACAACGAUUAUAGUUUUAUUAUUGAUGGAAAACAUUAUGCAACGGUCGAGCACUACUAUCAAUCUCAAAAGUACGUUGAUGAAUGUCCAGAACAGGCAGAAGCAAUUCGAACUGCAGAAACAGCUCUUCAAGCCAAAGACAUGAGUUCGCAAUUCAAAUCGAUCUAUCCUCGUUCAACAUCGUUCGAUGCUGAAGCUGUUAUGUUACGUGGAUUGAGAGCAAAGUUUACUCAAAACAAACAGCUGAUGGCAUUAUUGAAAGCAACAGAAAAUAAAAUCCUCCGAGAAAUGCCCGGAAAAGCGGAUUCAAAAUGGUCGAACGACCAAAAUAUGCUUGGGCAAUUGCUUAUGCAAAUACGCGACGAAUUAUGA
Messenger RNA from Rotaria sp. Silwood1, 903 nucleotides. Lineage: Eukaryota; Metazoa; Rotifera; Eurotatoria; Philodinida; Philodinidae. The record is from the annotation of a GenBank genome assembly.